GCCCGCCCACCUAUGUCUCUCUCAUUUUCCACUUCACUUCCGCCAUUCCACUACCUCGCAAACCUCUCCAAAAACGACACCGUCUUAAUCACGAGCACACCGUCAACCGCUUACUUUUCUCCAUGGAAACCGACGAGACCGAUCGCGUGCUUCCUUUCCAACUUCAAUUCGAUAAACCGGUCGCUUCUCAGGUUAAAAUCGCAGAGUGGAAUCCUGAAAAGGAUUUACUCGCAAUGGUAACUGAAGACUCCAAGAUUUUACUCCAUCGAUUCAAUUGGCAGAGGUUAUGGACUAUCUCCCCUGGAAGGAACAUUACAUCAUUGUGUUGGCGACCGGAUGGUAAAGCGAUUGCCGUUGGUCUUGAAGAUGGAACCAUUUAUUUACAUGAUGUUGAGAAUGGCAAAUUGUUGAGAAGCUUGAAGUCUCAUACCGUUGCAGUUGUGUGUCUUAAUUGGGAGGAGGAAGGACAACUUAUUAGAGAUGACUCUAAAAACUCCUCAUCAUAUGAAGACCGCACUUCCCGUUUCUUUCCUCCUGCUCCUAGGGUCCCCCGGAUGCCUGGAGUAGUGUCUGGAGAUACUGGCUUCAUGGAUGACAGUGAAGAUUCAUAUAGAGAGCUGUCAAACUCUUCGUACCAACGCUUUAAUAUUCUGUGUAGCGGAGAUAAAGAUGGAAGUAUAUGCUUUAGCAUAUUUGGUAUAUUUCCAAUCGGAAAAAUUAAUAUACACAAGUUUUCAGUUCCAACCCCCUUUAUUGAUAAGCAGACCCCUCGUCAAAUUUUGAAUUCUUCCAUUUACAAGGUUUCUCUGUCGAAAGACCUCUGUCGUUUGAUUGUCAUGUGCUCAGGAGAACUUAAUGAAAACACAGAAUCAAGAGAAAGCCAAAUGGUCAAGCAGGGUAUGCAUAGCUUAGUGCUCGAUACUUCUAUAUUUUGGAAGAGGAAAAGUGAGCUCCAUCAAUUGGCUCAACAAGCUUCCAAUAUUGAGGACUUAACUGAAGUUAUCAGGGCGUCUUUAUCAGUUAUGUGCAAGCAGUGGUCAGAUGCCAUGCACACAUUUCAUGAGAAAUUUGAUUCUCUGUCUACCCUGAUUAUUGACCAUGCACUGGACUCUACUCCACAAGAGGAAUUUCUCAGCCUUUUAGGGGGUGCUCGGACCAGUUCAGCAGUACAUCAAUUUCUAGUUAACUCCCUUGGUGAAGUGGGUGUGAAGCGCGUGUUAAAGGUCAUUUGUGGGACAGCAAAAGAACUUCAGCGCAUUGUCCUUGAUCAUUUACAGCCUGCUGCAGAAAUUAUUGGAUUUAGAAUGGGAGAGCUAAGAGGCCUUUCCAGAUGGCGUGCACGCUACCAUGGUAUUGGUUUGGAUGAGAUGCUUAUUAACAAUGCAACAGAAAAAUCUGGUAUGAUACUAGUGCAGAUUGAACGGUUUAUGAGGGUCCUUUCAUCUGUGGAGCAGCAGUUUUCAAAUUUCUUCAAUUGGCUUCUUAAAUGUAUAAAGCUGCUUAUGCAAGAACCCAGUGACCAGCUUCUUCCAUACAAUAGUGAACUUGUUGUCAUAUUCUUGAAGUUCUUAUACGAUCAGGAUCCAGUUAAGCAGUUGCUGGAAGUUGAUCAUGAUAUUGAAGUUGACUUAGAAACAAUGCAGAGAGUUAAGGAAUUAGUUCAGUUUGGGGGAUUUUCAGAUUGUGAAUAUCUGCAAAGAACAUUGGCUAAAGAAUUCCAGCAAAUGGAGGACAGCUUCAAGGAAGCUUUCCUGAUGCCCUUUACUACCAUAUCAAGAAAGAUGCUAUGUGAGGAUUUGCUGCCACUGUUUCCUCUUCCAUCUUCAUCUUCAUCAGCAUCUGUAUCUAUGGCAAUUCCCAUGUCAAUAUCAUACUAUGAGGAUGCUUCUCAAGCUGUUUCAUCUAAUCAGACAUGUCAACACAGUUUUGUUGACUAUGUAUGCUUCCAAGUACCUGAUGAGCCAUUUUCAGAUAUUGCAAACUGUAUAGGCGUAAUAAGAGGAUUUACGCAUGACUUGAGCAGUUCAAAGAAUGGUUAUACUUCAUUGGAAGCUGUACUGUUGUAUGUUCCUGCUGGUUACGAGUGUGUGGAUCUCUCAUUAUAUAAGGAUAGUCAAAUUGUCUUGUUGUUAAAUGGGGCAUCUGCGUCAUCUGAAAGUUCUGGAGAUGCUUGUAUGAUGAUUGUGCAAGCUAGCGAGCUUCCAUUUAUAUCUAUUUCAAGAUUCACCGACUUAAACUUAUGGAACUUGUAUCAACUGAAGGAUUCUACUGUGCAACUGCAAAUGGAGAACGAAAAAGUUCGCAAUAUUCCUCACUCUGUAAUUGCUCCCUUGGCAGUUAGUGCAUCCAGAGGUGUUGCAUGUGUUUUUGCUGCAAGAAAGCGUGCCUUGGUCUACAUCCUAGAGGAAGAUGAAGAAGAAGUUCCAGACACAGAAUGAUUGCCUCUCUCCCCAGUCGCUACCCCUUUCGGUGAAUUUUAUCAAACCUUGUUGCUAAGAACAAAUCUGCUGCUCUAUGAGUUCGAUUUUAUUUCAUAUUUAUUUCUGUGCAUCACUAUUGCGCUAAUUCCCAAUCAACUACAAGGUGAUCAAUUCUAAUAUCCGUGUAAUAGAAAAUCUGCUGUUCGAAUUGUUGUUCCUUUGAAUAGGCCAACUCUUCCUCUGCAAAUGGCAAAGAACAAAAAAAUCAUACGAUUUCUUA
This is a messenger RNA of Populus trichocarpa (black cottonwood), 2700 nucleotides long. Its product is annotated as anaphase-promoting complex subunit 4. Gene Ontology annotation, cellular component: nuclear periphery; anaphase-promoting complex. The coding region runs from base 123 to 2438 and encodes 771 amino acids. The transcript is spliced from 18 exons. NCBI's taxonomy places the organism in Eukaryota, Viridiplantae, Streptophyta, Magnoliopsida, Malpighiales, Salicaceae. The record is from RefSeq and is a predicted model, not a curated record. Gene Ontology annotation, molecular function: protein binding. Gene Ontology annotation, biological process: positive regulation of mitotic metaphase/anaphase transition; anaphase-promoting complex-dependent catabolic process; protein K11-linked ubiquitination.